This is a messenger RNA of Blastomyces dermatitidis ER-3, 1389 nucleotides long. RefSeq lists its product as uncharacterized. NCBI's taxonomy places the organism in Eukaryota, Fungi, Ascomycota, Eurotiomycetes, Onygenales, Ajellomycetaceae. The record is from RefSeq and is a predicted model, not a curated record. The coding region runs from base 1 to 1389 and encodes 462 amino acids. The transcript has a single exon.
AUGGGUUCCCAAGGUCCUGCAACAAAACCCUCCUCCCACAGCAGGACAACAACAACAACAUCCACAACCCUGCACAGUCGUCGAACGCAUUGCACCCACUCCAGCUUUACACGUGAAUUUAGCAGCUAUGACCGCUUUGCAACAUGCCAGAUGUGCAAGAGAGGACCAGAUCUGGGCUGGGUAUAUGCCUGUACAGAGGAUGAGGAUAGACUGGAUGCAAGAGAUGGAUACCCGCCCCAAGAAAACCACCAACCGAGUGCUACUGCUAUCUCCACCAGCCUCAAGGCAGGAGACGUGGUGCAGUUGAACGACUGGAUCGAGAACGCUAUCAAGAACGGACACUACACGCCUGAACAGGUGGAAUUGAUCAGGAGCCAGCGAGCAGCCGUCCUAGAGACUCUCAACACGGAUAAUCGCGUGAUGCGCGAUCCUAUCAACCCCGAAACCCGAUCAUGUUCAUCUACCGAAGACCCAGAACACUCCGAGUCCGCGACAGCAAAUUCCUACGUGAAAGUACCCUUUAGCAUCUUGCUUCCAGCUUGUCACAGUGCCCUUGGCCAUAUCACGAUCCCCGCGUGUCGUCUGCGCGUUUGCCCAGGUUGCAUGCCGACAGCUACGGAGCGGAGCUGGCAGUGUCUCGAUCGGAUCUGCAGGGAUGACUACAUGACGAACGAUAGACUGUUGGAGAUUCUUGCGGCUAUUGCUAUCAGAAUAGAUGCCGCCAGUAUGGCCAGGGAGUCCCGCAAGGUACCAACGCCAGACGGCUCAUCAAGCUUUGAUAUUUCAGACGAGCAGGUCGGAGGGGACGGGUGUCCGGCAGAUGCUAACAACGCUAUGUGUGACGCUGGUGCGGUUGAAAACAGUGAUAAUGAUACCCGCGGCGCAGAUGUGGAAAAAGAUGAAAUCACACCACCAGAUGUUGUUGAUAGUAACUUCAUCAACAAAGCACCCAGGCAGAAAAAAAGUUUAAGAGAGCUGUUGCGUUUGCAUAGGAAUCAUGCAAAAAGGGCGACGGGAGGCAGGAUGAAAAAUCAUCACCGCCACGAACCCCCUCACCACCACCAUGGGCAGCAGGAGCUAUGUAUCUCUUCUAUAGAUAGCCCCUCCGAUACUGGUGGGGAUGAUUGGGGACGACGUACGGGAAUGGAACUCCAGAAACAGCACCGUAGGGUUUCGGAGAAUACACGACCACAACCCCAGCAGGCCAGAACCGCGCGGCCUGAGUUUCUUCGAAGAGCCAAGUAUGACUCGUCUGUACGACACCAUGUAAAUGGUGGGAUUGCUGAUAACACUGGUGCAGAUAUGAGCGAGCUUGGGUUUGUUCCUAUCAUUGACAGGCUGACGGAUCCGGCAGAUAGGGAGGAGGAUAUGAUUAUUGCACGUGUUUAA